Molecule: messenger RNA, 1129 nt
Organism: Raphanus sativus (radish)
Lineage: Eukaryota; Viridiplantae; Streptophyta; Magnoliopsida; Brassicales; Brassicaceae
Product: endonuclease 3
Exons: 9
Coding region: 66-950 (294 amino acids)
Biological process (GO): DNA catabolic process
Molecular function (GO): nucleic acid binding; endonuclease activity
Source: RefSeq, a predicted model, not a curated record
CUCUUCUUCUCUGUCUCUAGAUUUGAAAUAAAAACGUUGAGAAUGGGUUUUCUUUCUUUGUCAGAAUGGGCUUAACGUUGAGAAUGUGGGUUGCAAGUCUGCUCCUCCUUACACAUCUUGUUCAUGGAGCUCUCGGUUGGGGAGACGAUGGUCAUUACGCUGUGUGCAAAAUAGCUCAGGCCUAUUUUGAGGAAGAAACUUUAGUUGCAGUAAAGAAACUUCUGCCUGCGUAUGCAGAUGGUGAACUAGCAGCUGUUUGCUCAUGGCCUGAUGAAAUCAAACGCCUGCCUCAGUGGAAGUGGACUUCAGCUUUGCAUUUUGCUGAUACACCUGAUUAUAAAUGCAACUAUGACUAUUCUCGGGACUGCCCUAAUGACUGGUGUGUGACAGGAGCUAUCUUCAAUUACACAAACCAACUGAUGUCAGCUUCUGAAGACUCACUGAGUAUUGUCAACUAUAACUUGACAGAAGCUCUCAUGUUCUUAUCACAUUAUAUGGGUGAUAUCCAUCAGCCCUUGCAUGAAGGUUUUCUUGGAGAUCUAGGUGGUAACAAAGUAAAAGUCAACUGGUACAGUCAAGAAACUAAUUUGCACCGUGUUUGGGAUGACAUGAUAAUUGAGUCUGCUCUAGAGAAAUAUUACAAUUCAAGCCUUUCAAUCAUGAUUCAUGCCCUUCAGGACAAACUAAAGUACGGCUGGUCAAGUGAUGUUUGGUCGUGGGGGUCAUGCCAACUUAACCAAACAGCCUGCCCAAAUCCAUAUGCUUCUGAAAGCAUUCAUCUUGCCUGCAAGUAUGCUUACAAGAACGCUACCGCAGGGACUACUUUAGGAGAUUACUACUUCCUCUCUCGGCUGCCCGUUGUAGAGAAGAGGAUUGUACAAGGCGGGAUUCGCUUGGCAGCGACUCUAAACCGAAUCUUUUCUGUUAAACCGAAGCUCGCUACAGCAUGAAACUAAGACAGAUUAGGCCCUAUUGUCUUUUGAUAAGCAUGCACGCCUACUGGCUCCUAGCCUCUCAUGUAAUGGUAGUAUUAAAGUUAUGUUAUUCGUGGCUACUGUUCUGAGUUUCAACUAUAAUAAUAAAAACCAACCUAAACUCUCAUGUAAUGAUAGUUAAGGUUAUGUUAUCC